Messenger RNA from Penicillium bovifimosum, 1248 nucleotides. Its product is annotated as putative mitochondrial translation release factor (RF-1). Gene Ontology annotation, biological process: translational termination. NCBI's taxonomy places the organism in Eukaryota, Fungi, Ascomycota, Eurotiomycetes, Eurotiales, Aspergillaceae. Gene Ontology annotation, molecular function: translation release factor activity. The coding region runs from base 1 to 1248 and encodes 415 amino acids. The transcript is spliced from 3 exons. The record is from RefSeq and is a predicted model, not a curated record.
AUGCUUGUCAAGUCAAUAUGUCGAAGUAUUCUCUGGCCUAGGCCUGGUCUGAAGUCGCUUUGGCGAGGCGUACAUACUGUAUCCGAUGGCUUGUCUCCAGUACUCUUAACCAGAGCUCGCUUGCUCGCAGCGGAGCAUACAAAACUUUCAGAACGACUAGCGGAAACGUUCGACGCAAAAACUGCCAAACGAGCUGGGGAAUUGGCACCGAUUGCAGAUGUUUUGAAAGAAUGGGUCAAGGCCAAUGAUUCUAUUGCAGAGCUCAAGUCCCUGCUAGCCGAUCCAAGUACCGAUGCCGAAUUGCGGGCUUUGGCAACAGAAGACCUCGAGAGCAGUCACGAUUCCCUGCCAACGAUAUCAGACCGCCUCAAGAAGUCUCUCAUUCCGCGACACCCAUUUGCAGAUCUGCCUUGCCUGCUUGAAAUCCGCCCAGGCGCAGGCGGAGAUGAAGCAGGCCUGUUCGCCUUUGAGAUGUUACGGAUGUACGUCGCGUUUUGCUCCCGAAGAGGCCUCCGCCCAACUAUUUUGAAGCAGGACACAGAGGUCGGCCCCUCGGAAGAUCGUCUCAGUGAAGCGGUGAUUGAGAUUGAAGCCAAUGGAGCAUAUGAUAUCCUACGGACUGAAUCCGGGGUACAUAGGGUGCAGAGGGUGCCCGCAACCGAGACUAAAGGUCGCACACAUACCAGCGCCGUCAGUGUGAUGGUCCUGCCGAGUUUUCCCGAGACCGGUGGCGAUAUGGAUAAUGCUUUGAAUUUCGAAGACCCAAAUAGCGACUAUUAUAUUGAUCCCCAAGAGGUGCGGGUCGAAAAAAUGAGGGCUGGUGGUGCUGGCGGGCAACACGUGAAUAAAACCGAAUCCGCCAUCCGACUCACACAUAUCCCUACAAAUACGGUGGUUUCCAUGCAGGAUGAGCGGUCUCAGCAAGCCAACCGAAGAAAGGCGUGGCAGGUGCUACGGGCCAAGCUGGCUGAAGCCCGACAAGAGGCCCGCGAGCAAGAACUUGUGCAGCUCAGAAGAGGUGUCCUAGGUGGUGUUGCCAAAAUGGGUCGGGGUGAUAAGAUUCGAACUUACAAUUUCGGUCAAAGUCGCUGCACUGACCAUCGCACCGGCAUUACCAUUCAUAACCUGGAUGGUGUCCUCGAUGGCGGUGAGGGCCUCGAGACUGUGAUGGAGAGCGUGCGAACCUGGAUGGCUGAUAACGAGGUUGAGGCCAUGGUAGCCGAGGAUAUGGCGAAAGCAAGAGAGUGA